Molecule: messenger RNA, 1884 nt
Organism: Penicillium griseofulvum
Lineage: Eukaryota; Fungi; Ascomycota; Eurotiomycetes; Eurotiales; Aspergillaceae
Product: glycoside hydrolase family 32 protein
Exons: 2
Coding region: 1-1884 (627 amino acids)
Biological process (GO): sucrose catabolic process
Molecular function (GO): sucrose alpha-glucosidase activity
Source: RefSeq, a predicted model, not a curated record
AUGUCUGUCAACACGCCUCGGCAAAAACUAGAGCAGCUUCCUUGCGAAAUACAUGAAGUCCAUCAUGAUGGCAUCUCUCACAAAGCGAAGAGAUUACCUCGAGACCCUUCACAAUGGAGGCCAUCAUUCCAUGUCACAGCACCAGCAGGAUGGCUGAAUGACCCGUGUGGAUUGGGAUAUGACCCAACUACAGGCUUAUAUCACUUAUGUUUCCAAUGGAACCCGUAUGAGAAUGACUGGGGCAAUAUCUCCUGGGGCCAUUCUACCUCCCCAGAUCUGGUGUCAUGGAAUACGUCCGCCGCUCCCAUCUUGACGCCCUAUGCUGAAUACGACUGCCGAGGCGUAUUUACGGGAUGUCUACAGGCAACAGAUGCCUCUGGAAACCCGGGAGCUCUUACAAUCUUAUACACCUCAGUGAGCCAUCUCCCGAUUCACCACACUUUACCUUAUACACUUGGAAGUGAAUCUCUCAGUUUAGCUGUCUCCCAAGACGGAGGCAAGACAUGGGAACGUCAGGACUGCAACCCUAUCCUCACCAUCCCGCCUUCACAUCUUACCGUGACGGCCUGGAGAGAUCCUUUCAUCACAACUUGGGCCGAGGGGCCUCUCUCCAAACACACACCGUCAACACUAUAUGGCUUUAUAUCAGGAGGAAUCGCCAAGAAAACACCAACAGUCUUUGUCUAUACCGUCCAAUCAACAGACCUCGGCAAGUGGGAUUUCAUCGGCCCAUUGGUCGACGUCGGCCUCAACCUACGACCAUCUCGCUGGUCUGGCGACUACGGCGUGAACUGGGAAGUCGCUAAUCUGAUGACCCUAACUAACGACACCGGCACGUCUCGAGACUUCAUCAUAAUGGGAGCUGAAGGCUGUAUACCGUUGGAUAAUCUGAAUCCAAACGAAAACGGGGCCCAAGAAGCACGCCGGAGACGAGAAGCCCGAGGCCAGCUCUGGAUGUCCAUCACGUCCAACGGAAAAAAGGAACAUAUUUCCACAGACCGUCCUCUGGCUUCAUAUGCAUUCUCUGGUAUCUUCGACCACGGCUGCUACUAUGCAGCCAACUCGUUCUACGACCCUCAAACCUCGCAACACAUCGUCUACGGCUGGAUUACAGAAGAAGACCUGUCCGAUUGUCUGCGUCAUCGCCAAGGAUUCAGUGGCUUGGUUUCGCUUCCUCGUGUGGUGGGAUUGAUGACAUUGGAGAAUGUCAAGAAGGCACGAAGCUCGCAGUUGGGUUCGAUUACUUCGAUCGACGCAGUCCCCAACACAUCUGGUACUAGUACCUUCACCAUCCAUACUAUGAAGAUCAGCCCAGAUAGCCGACUUGUGCGGCUAAGACAGCAUGCCCGGGAGAGCCACCUCUCUAGAAUUUCUCUAUCUACUUCACCUUCACAAAAUGCCAUGCCGUUGGGGACAUGUAAAUGGGAAAUCGAUGCCGAAUUCUCCGUUAGUAAAUCCUGUGCACGUGUGGGCAUCAAGAUUCUACAUACUUCUGAUGGUCAAAACUGUACGACCCUUUCCUGGGAUCCACGAAGUGAGACCUUCGAGAUCCAUCGACCGCCAAUUGACAAUGCUGAAAUAAAUCACGGCUAUGAAACUGCUCCGCAUACACUGUUUACUUCCGUCAAUGAGCGUGGUGAGGAGAUUGAAGAGACGCUUCGAGUACACGCCUUCUUUGACUCGAGUGUGUUGGAAGUGUUUGUCAAUGACAGAACAGUCAUAUCUACGCGAAUCUACCACCCAGCAGAACAUUGCUCUGGGCUACUGUUCUUCGCAGAGUCCGAUGCUGGGUUGGAUGAACAGCCAGCUGCGGUUCUCGUGCGAGCUUCUAUUUGGGAUGGUCUUGGUGUACGAGGGUUAAUGAGUGCACCCCCGAGAUUGUAG